This is a messenger RNA of Tribolium castaneum (red flour beetle), 2257 nucleotides long. RefSeq names its product cAMP and cAMP-inhibited cGMP 3',5'-cyclic phosphodiesterase 10A. NCBI's taxonomy places the organism in Eukaryota, Metazoa, Arthropoda, Insecta, Coleoptera, Tenebrionidae. Gene Ontology annotation, biological process: signal transduction; negative regulation of receptor guanylyl cyclase signaling pathway. The transcript has 7 exons. Gene Ontology annotation, molecular function: 3',5'-cGMP-stimulated cyclic-nucleotide phosphodiesterase activity; protein binding. Bases 46 to 2214 code for a protein of 722 amino acids. The record is from RefSeq and is a predicted model, not a curated record.
UCCAGUUAUCACGUGUCAUUUAUUUAUUUCCAUAUAAUUUUAACCAUGUUGGCAACCCCUGUCAAAGACCUCCCUAAGUCCCCCCGAACCCACUUUUAUCGCCAAACAUUUCAAGCAAAAGACGACAAGCUCUUGAGCUUCUUCCUGCAGAAAACCCCAAGUGUGCUUUUACGCGAGCUUUCGUCCUUUCUGACUGACAGUGUUGACCUUCCGUCUCUUCUCCACGAAACUUGCGAUGUUCUCAAGAACGUGACAAAGGCGUUUGGAGUCACUUUAUACAUGGUUGACCCCAACAACGAUGAAAUUUACUUGACGAAGAAAAAAGCCAGCGAAUGGCCGAAACACCGGUGGACAAUCGAACAAGGGACAAUUGUUGCGGCUUUCGUCGCUUAUAAAAAAGAAUAUGUGAUGUUGGAGGACGUAACGCGAGAUGAACGCUUCCCUGAAGGGAUCGCACGGAAGGGCGAAGCCGUCAAGUCGGUGCUUUGCGUUCCUGUCGUGACCCCAGAUGGUGACUGUUUGGCAGUCAUCGAGUUGUAUCGGCAAUCAGACCAAGGGCCCUUCUCCAAAGACGACCUCAAAAUCACCAUCGUGGUCACGGGGUGGAUGGGGGCUGCCAUCCACCAAAACCAGCAAAGGGUCGCGUUGAAGAAACAGCAAGAACUCAACGAGUAUCUGCUCGAUUUGACCAAAAACUACUUCUCGGACAAUGUUGUGAUGGAGAAAAUGAUUUCGGACGUUGUGAAAUUUGCGAAAAAAACACUAGGAGCGGAAAGAGGCUCAUUCUUUAUCAUUGAUAAAGAAAACGAGGAACUUGUUGCCGAUCUGUUCGACGAAGGGAUCGACGAACAAGACACAGGUCUUUAUAAGAAAAACACAAAAAUCAGGUUUGGGAAAGAGAGAGGGAUUGCGGGACUGGUGGCAAGAACAGGAGUUGCUUGUAACAUCAAAGAUGCCUACAACGAUUCCAGAUUUAAUAAGGAAAUCGACCAAAAGACCGGAUUCACCACCAAAUCGAUCCUUUGCAUGCCCAUAAUGGGAGUUGAAGGGAUUUUGGGAGUUGUCCAAGUUGUCAAUAAGAUAAAUGGCGGAUAUUUCACAAACACUGACGAGGACCUUUUCAAAACUUUUUCCGUUUAUUGCGCCCUUGCUUUACAUUACACGAAAGUCAACCAACAAAUGAACAAAAUGAUGCACGUUAGUAACAUUUCGCUGAAAUUGCUCCGACUUCAGAUUAAACCGUGCAGUCACGACAUCGAAGAGUUUAUUCAACACCCGGACCCCAAAAUAAGUCCAGAUUUUUACCAGUUUAGUUGGUACAUUAAUCUCAAUAGUUUCGAUCAAAUGCCGCAGUAUUGCCUCUAUAUGAUACUGCAAGUGGUGCACGUUUCCGAAAUCAAUAUCAAAAAUAUGAUGCAGUUUAUUUUAUCGGCCAGAAAAUUAUACAGGAAUAACCCUUAUCACAAUUUUGAGCACGCUUUCAAUGUGUGUCACUGCAUGCAUGCGAUUUUGAGGCGCAACUUGAAAAAAUUUUCAGUUGUUGAGUUGAAAGCGUUGAUAAUAGCGGCAUUAUGCCACGAUUUGGACCACGGAGGCUUCACUAAUAAUUUUCUCCAACUAAUCAAUGAUGAUUUAUCGCAACUUUACGACGAAUCCUUUUUGGAAAAUCACCACUUUCGGGUCACAAUGACGAUUCUAAAUGACUGCGAAAUUUACAGUAAUUUAUCGGAAACCACGUACAAAAUAAUCUCCAAAGAGAUAAAAGAGGCCAUUCUGGCAACAGAUCUGGCGUUGUAUUUCAAAUUUAGAGCAAAGCUGGCCCAGAUAUGCAACGACAGUCUUUUUGACUGGGGCAAUCCAGUGCAUCGGAAUUUUGUUAAAGCUAUAAUGAUGACAAGUUGCGAUUUGUCGGGGCAAUGUAAGCCGUUUUAUGUGGCGAAAAGAAUCACCGAUAACUUGUAUCGCGAAUUUUACCAUCAAGGAGACAUGGAAAAAAAGAUGGGUUUGCAUCCAUUGUCCAUAAUGGACAGGGAAAAACAGCAUACUAUUCCCGAGGAUCAGGUGCAGUUUUUAAGCAUCGUUGUUAUCCCAUGUGUGGAUUUAUUAAGGGUUGUUUUGCCCAAUACUGAGGACUUGUAUAAUGAGGCUUGCACGUUACGUGACACUUGGCAGGAAAUGAUUCACAAGAGAGGGACAACAACACCAACGAAAUAAAUGUACAAAACAGUCUUGAUAUAAAUAAAUUUAUUUGAGUAAA